Messenger RNA from Schistocerca serialis cubense, 804 nucleotides. RefSeq lists its product as uncharacterized. The record is from RefSeq and is a predicted model, not a curated record. Lineage: Eukaryota; Metazoa; Arthropoda; Insecta; Orthoptera; Acrididae. The transcript has 7 exons. Bases 322 to 804 code for a protein of 160 amino acids.
ACUGUUCGUACAGUAAUUAUAUAGGUUUAAUAUCAUUUAUUGGGCCCAUUUGAAUGAUAAGUUUGUUCCACAUUUAAUUCUUGUAUCAUCUUUGGCGCCUCUGGUUAUGGUUUGAGAUAUCCUUAGAAUUUCGUAAGUAAUUAUUUCAGGUUAUGUGUAUCAGUACCAAACACUUGUUAUUUUCAGUGAGCUUGUGUUUCCGCAUUGCGAGCAGGAGGUGACUAGUGUUUAGACAAACAUAUUAGUGCACAUUACGUACCUGUGCUGUUCGGCAAUUACGAAAAAUACCAGAUCGACGCGUGGUGGAUUAGGAGAGCACUCAUGGACUCAAAGGGAACUAGUUGGCUGAAAAAAGAGAAGAAUGAAGUAUAUGCUGAACCAGUCUCCUUGGUUCAGUUACACACAUCUACCAUGAAAGUAAAAGAAGAAUUGGAUGAGCAAGUGAACCAACAGUUUCUUCAAGAUCCACCAAGGAUUGUAAUGCCUAGUCUUUGUAUAAAGCAAGACCUAGAACUGAAACGGGAUUUAGAUGGCGUUGAGCAUGAUUGUCUUGAAGAUAAUUUGGUAAUCUCUCGGCCAAAUGAUUUUAUCAAGGAGGAUCCUGAACUAAAUUUGGAGGUGGCAGCCUCAAUAAGAAAUGCAUCUGAUAGUUUAAGGUACAUUUCUUAUUAUUCACUGCAGAAUUUUUUGAGCACGAGGGGCGGCGAGGGGGCGGCGACGGGGCGGCGAGGGGGCGGUGCGCUGCCCGCCCGCUGCCCGCUCCGUGAAGGUCCGGCAGCGCAGCAGGUGCGGGCGCCCGGCUGA